Molecule: messenger RNA, 526 nt
Organism: Gorilla gorilla gorilla (western lowland gorilla)
Lineage: Eukaryota; Metazoa; Chordata; Mammalia; Primates; Hominidae
Gene: TMEM210
Product: transmembrane protein 210
Exons: 4
Coding region: 26-481 (151 amino acids)
Source: RefSeq, a predicted model, not a curated record
GUGUGCAGUGGGGCCAGGGCUGGACAUGGCCCCCGGUCCCUGGCCUGCGUCCUGCCUGCGUGGCGGCCCCCUGGGCCUCACAUGUUUGUCCCUUCUGCUCAUCCCUGCUGCAGCUGGAACCUACUGUGAAUGCAGCCUUGGCCUCAGCCGCGAGGCCCUCAUCGCCCUCCUUGUGGUGCUGGCGGGCAUCAGUGCCAGCUGCUUCUGUGCCCUCGUCAUCGUGGCAAUUGGUGUCUUGCGGGCCAAGGGUGAAACAUGCCUGAGACAAGUGGACAACAGCCCGUCAUGCAGGUUGGUGGAGAAUUUUGGGGUCCAGGAAGAUUGCAUGGACCUGCACCCAGUUUACGUGGAGUCCCAGCUAAUGGAUGCUGACCUGGAGGUCUCCAUGGUGCCACCACUAGAGGAUCAGAGCCUUGUGGCCAUCCCCAUGGAGGCUUCUUCAGAGGAGCCGCCACCACCCCCGCCCCUACCACCUGCGUAGGGCUGAGGGCAGCUGGGGGAGGGGAAUUAAAGCGUAUUUAGUGGC